CCUCAGGGAUGUUUCCCAGACCGUCGCCAAUAGCCCAUUGUAAAGCUCUAGUACGACGUAAAUGAACUACAACAACAACAACUUGCCACUUUCAUAUACAGUUAAUCCAUCGUAUCGUAUCUGCUGUCUUUCUAGCUUCUGCCAGAGCCUUAUUAAUGGGAAUAGAAAGCUAUAAGCAUAAGCAAUGAUCUCGUCUCACUACACUACACAAAUGUUGUUGUCAAUCAUUCAAUCUAAACAAUUCGAGCUUAUUGUUAGGCAAUGUGAGUCAGGAAAAAUGUGCUCGAAAUAAUUUGUGCAUCAUGUUAAAAAGCAAUUCUUGCUUUAAUAUGUGCGAAAUAUAUUCUUUGAUUUUAGUUUGUGUGCUUUAAGAUACUUACACAAUGUUUGUCGAAAAGACAUUGUCAAUGAAUGGAGAAAAAUAAUUAUAGUCAUUAAAUGACAAAAAGUGUUUUAAAAUAAAGUAAAAACUUACUUUCUAUAAACAGUUUACCUGUUACAAAUUUUGUGCAUAUGGCACAGUCUUAAACUUAUUCCUGUGAAACAUGCAAUCAGAGUUUUUCAUAGAAAAGUCAUCUAACUGACCACAAUCGGCUGGUUUAAAAUCCAACUCUUAUGUAUGUAACAUUAGUUUUCACAAAUAUUAAUGUGACUGAAUACUGGCGUGUUGAUAUUAGUGACAAACCUUUUUCUUUUAGUAUAUGUAGUAAGAGUUUUUCUUUUUCAAUAGUGAUCUGACUGAGCAUAGUACUUUUCAUGCUGGUGUAACGCCUCAUUCUUGUAGUAUAUGUAACAAGAGUUUUUCACAAAGAAUUCAUCUGACUAUAUACAGUUAUGUUCAUACUGGUGAGGAUCCUUUUUCCUGUAGUAUAUGUAAUAAGAGUUUUUCACAAAUAAGUCAUCUAACCAAAUCUCAGUCGUGUUAACACUGGUGAGAAACCUUAUUCUAGUAUGUAAUAAGAGUUUUUCAUGCAAAAGUCAUCUGAUUAAGAAGAGUUGUUUUCACACUGGUGAGAGACCUUAUUCCUGUAGUUUAUGUGACAAAAAAUUUUCGCAAAUAAGUCGUCUGAACAAACAGUCGUGUUCGCACUUUUGAGAAACCUUAUUCUUGUUGUUUAUUUAAUAUGAGUUUUUCACAAAAAAGUCAUCUAACUGAACACAGCCUUGUUUACAUUGAUGAGAAACCUUUUUCUUGUAGUAUAUGCAACAAGAAUUUUUCGCAAAAAAGUCAUCUAACUAAACAUAGUCGUGUUCACACUUGUGAGAAACCUUAUUUUUGUAGUAUAUGUAACAAGAGUUUUUCUCAAAAAAGUAAUCUAACUAAACACAGUCGUCUUCACACUGGUGAGAAACCUUUUUCUUGUAGUAUAUGCAACAAGAGUUUUUCUCAAAAAAGUCAUCUAACUGAACACAGUCAUGUUCACACUGGUGAGAGACCUUAUUCUUGUAGUAUAUGCAACAAGAGUUUUUCGCAAAAAAGUGAUAUGACUAACCACAGUCGUGUUCAUACUGGUGAGAAACCUUAUUCUUGUAGUAUAUGUAACAAGAGUUUUUCGCAAAAAAGUUUUUUGACUGAACACUAUCGUAUUCACACUGGUGAGAAACCUUAUUCUUGUAGUAUAUGCAACAAGAGUUUUUCCAAAAAAAGUCGUCUAACUGAACAUAGUCGUGUUCACUCUGGUGAGAAACCUUUUUCUUGUAGUAUAUGCAACAAUACUUUUUCGCGAAAAAGUGAUGUGACUCAACACAGUCGUGUUCACACUGGUGAGAAACCUUAUUCCUGUAGUAUAUGCAACAAGAGUUUUUCGCACAUAAAUAAACUUACUAGACAUCGUCUUGUUCACACUGGUGAGAAACCUUAUUCCUGUAGUAUAUGUAAUAAAAAUUUUUCAGAAAGAAGUAAUUUGACUGAGCAUUUUCGUGUUCAUACUGGUGAGAUACCUUAUUCCUGUAGUUUAUGUAAUAAGAGUUUUUCACGAAAAACUUAUCUAACUAAACACAGUCGUGUUCACACUGGUGAGAAGCCUUAUUCUUGUAGUAUAUGCAACAAAAGUUUUUCGCAACAAAUGUCUCUAACGGAACACAGUCGUGUUCACACUGGUGAGAAACCUUAUUCUUGUAGUAUAUGCAACAAGAGUUUUACACGAAAAGGUUAUCUAACUAAACACAGUCGUGUUCACACUGGUGAGAAACCUUAUUCUUGUAGUAUAUGCAACAAAAGAUUUUGCCAUAAAAUAUCUCUAACUGAACACAGUCGUGUUCACACUGAUGAGAAACCUUAUUGUAGUAUAUGCAACAAGAGUUUUUCACGAAAAAGUGAUCUAACUAAACACAGUCGUGUUCACACUGGUGAGAAACCUCAUUCUUGUAGUGUAUGCAACAAAAGAUUUUCGCAGAAAAUUUCUCUAACUGAACACAGUCGUGUUCACACUGAUGAGAAACCUUUUUCUUGUAGUAUAUGCAACAAGAGUUUUUCACGAAAAAGUGAUCUAACUAAACACAGUCGUGUUCACACUGGUGCGAAACCUUAUUCUUAAAGUAUAUUCAACAAAAGUUUUUUCGCGAAUAAGUUAUCUGUCUAAGCACAGUCUUGUUCACAUUGUUGAGAAUCUUAUUCUUGUGCUGUAUGUAAUAAGAGUUUUUCAUGCAAAAGUCAUCUGACUAAACAUAGUUAUGUUUAUACUAGUGAAAAACCUUAUCUGUGCAGUAUAUUUAAUAUGAGUUUUUCACGUAGAGGUCAUCUGACUGAGUACUUUCGUGUUCAUACUGGAGAGAAGCCUUAUUCUCGUAUAUGUAAUAAGAAUUUUACAACAGUAAUAUAAUGAAACACAGCAUUGUUUAUACUAGUGAGAAACCUGAUUCUUGUAGUUAAUUCUUAACACCAUAUUCACUGUUGACACUGACCUAAUGUGUAUCACCCACUUCAGAAAUACUGGUUUGGAAAUUAUUGAACACGAGUCGAAAAGUGUAUUUUUCAAUAUUUUUGGGCCAUCUGUUUCCUAACUGGGGGUUUCUUAACUUGCUUUCCGGUUUUAGAUUUACAGCUUUAUUAACUGUGAUUGUUUUCAUUUUUCGCUGAUAUUUUUAAAAUAAUUUUUCUAUGAAAGACUUAAAUAGAUUGUAGUGUCUAAUUAAAUUUGAAUCACUCUUUAUCUGGACAAAUGAAAAAGGUGUUAAUUUUUGUUUUCCCAACUGAGUUGUAUAGAUGAGCAAAAGGAUCUAAGUAUUAUCAUUAUGAAUUUAGAUAUUUUAUUAUUAUGGGUAUCAUAAAGCUGCACACAAACAUAAAAAUAUUGUGUAGUUAAAAUUUUACCUCGCAUCAAGAUUUGUAUUGAUUGCACAAUAUUAAUUUCAGCAUAGUUUUUUAUUAUAUAUUAAAAAUAAUGUUUUUAGUUUUAUUAAUAGUUUUGUUUUAUGGAUAAAAAAAUUUAAAAUGCCAUUUGUUAUUUUCAUAUCUAAAUAUUGCACAUUGUUUUGCCUGUUCAUCCCUAUACUAUAUUUCAUUUUUGGGCAAGAUCUUUAAUCUCAAUAGAUGUCAUAGAGAUCUAUAAUAAUUUUAUUUAUUGCAUUCUUUUUAAAAUUUUAUAUUUCUUUCAAGCAUCAGUUGUUUUUUUUUUUUUUCAUUAAAAAAAUACAAAUAAAAGCUAGUUAAAUUAUUUAUAAUCUUAUUACUUACACUAUUCAUUUGAUCUAUUAUUAUGGACACAAUCUGAAUUAUCUAAGUUUUUUUUUUCUGAGUGAAAACUUUUUUAAGUGCAACAAUGACUGCUAAUAAUAUUUUGAGAAAUAUACAUUAUAUCUUCUAUAGAAGAUAGUAACCCAGGAAAAUUUAGUUUUAAUUUUAUUAAUAAGCAUUUAUUUUAUAUAAAUUACUUAUAGUUACAUCUAGUUAUAAAUUGACCUCACUGAGCAUCAAAAGUAUUAAUUUUGAAAACAUAAACAAAUAAAAAUUUGCCUUCUGCGCACCUGCUGUUACUCGAACCGGGAAAUCUUCAGGUUAAAGUUAGUUCACUCUGGGUCCAACUGACACGCAGUUACAUACAUGGUGAAAUGAAAUUUUGGAAUCUAAUCUGGAUUUGCUCUCAUAAAACCUGUGGGUUAGUUUCCUUGGUGAAUAUGGUGUUAAGGAUUUUUAUGCUCACUGCUCUGUUCAUACUGCUGACUAAUUUUAUUCUUUUUGUAAGUUUAUACAGAUAAUGUUGAAAUGACCUGUUUACAGUAAUUUUCAUAAUCUCAUUUGUAUAACUUUAUUUAAAAAUUUUUAUAAAAAAGUUUUUAUAGAAAGCUGUCUUGUCCAGAGCUUUUAUUAUUGAAUCUGUUUGUGAAGAGGAACAAUAUUUUUUUCUUUUAAUUCAGUUAGGCAGAACUGAUAUAAGACAUUCAAUAUCAUGAGACUUAGAAAUAGGGACUAUGAUUGACUGAAUGUUAGGUUUUCUUACUACGGCAUUCUGUUUG
Messenger RNA from Parasteatoda tepidariorum (common house spider), 4455 nucleotides. RefSeq lists its product as uncharacterized. Gene Ontology annotation, molecular function: DNA-binding transcription factor activity, RNA polymerase II-specific; RNA polymerase II cis-regulatory region sequence-specific DNA binding. The record is from RefSeq and is a predicted model, not a curated record. Gene Ontology annotation, biological process: regulation of transcription by RNA polymerase II. NCBI's taxonomy places the organism in Eukaryota, Metazoa, Arthropoda, Arachnida, Araneae, Theridiidae.